ACACAUUAACCAGUUGCACAGGAACAAAACUUGAUGGCUGCCAAGCAGCAGACGGCUAUCUGUGGGUGUAAAGGCAUUCGAACGUGCCUGAUAUGUGAAGCAAAUAAUGACAGGAGACAUCUGCUAGACAAGAAAGACUCGGUGCAAUAUGAUUUCAUCUAUGAUCAAAAGUCAGAAUUAGCAGUGCCAGUUAGUGGUAAUACUUAUAAGGCCUUUUCAUUUCCUGGUCUGUUCCUGUGGGAAGAUUUCGUCUCUGAGGAUGAAGAAAAAGAGCUGGUUGCGAAAAUGGAUCAAGAUGUUUGGAGAGAGUCUCAGUCUGGUCGGCGCAAACAGGACUUUGGACCGAAGGUAAACUUCAAAAAACAGCGUGUUCGCCUUGGAGGUUUCAGUGGCCUUCCUGCAAUCAGCCAGAAGCUAGUGGACAGAAUGCGCAAAGAGCCUCUGCUGGCUGAUUUUCACCCGGUAGAGCAGUGCAACCUGGAGUACAGCCCCGAACGCGGCUCUGCCAUCGACCCUCACCUGGACGACAGCUGGCUGUGGGGGGAACGCCUGGUUAUUCUUAAUCUGCUUUCUGACACUGUGAUCACCAUGAGCUUAGACCAGGGCUGGGGGGACAUGGACCAAGGUGAGGUCAGAGUGGCUGUAAAUCUGCCUCAGAGGUCUUUAUUCGUAAUGUAUGGCGAGGCACGCCACCGGUGGAAACAUGCCAUUUACAGGGAGCACAUACACAGCAGGAGGGUGUGCAGUAACUUCAGAGAGCUGAACGCUGAGUUCCUGCAUGGUGGAGAGCAGGAGAAGUUGGGAUCAGAGUUGCUGGGUAUAGCGUCAAGCUUUAACGGCGUUCCUGUGUAAAAAUGUUUUUAUCAUGGACAGUGGUGCAGUGUUCAUUAAUGUAUUGACUUUUAUUCUGUAUAUCUGAAUGUUAGAUUUUAAACAUGAUGCACUUAAAAUGCUAAAUAUUAAGAAAAGUGGUCUACCAUGUUUAUGGUGCAAAAUUGCUUUUACUUUCAUUUAAAUGGAAUAAAUACUUUAAGAUGUAUUUCUCAAUAAAAAUGAUGCAUUAAAUCGAUAAGACGCUGGAAAAGGAUAAUAUUAGA
Messenger RNA from Clarias gariepinus (North African catfish), 1097 nucleotides. RefSeq names its product alkB homolog 4, lysine demthylase (gene alkbh4). The transcript is spliced from 3 exons. The coding region runs from base 34 to 852 and encodes 272 amino acids. Gene Ontology annotation, biological process: oxidative demethylation; protein demethylation; actomyosin structure organization. The record is from RefSeq and is a predicted model, not a curated record. NCBI's taxonomy places the organism in Eukaryota, Metazoa, Chordata, Actinopteri, Siluriformes, Clariidae. Gene Ontology annotation, molecular function: oxidoreductase activity; demethylase activity; actin binding. Gene Ontology annotation, cellular component: contractile ring; midbody.